CCUGGGUUUUAUCCGGCAACAUCUUUUCUUUUAUCCGUUCGAUCAACUUCCAAGUGAUAUACUCGACCUGACCCCAAUCCAACUAGCCCUCUCUAGUCCUUUCAUCUAGUCAGUUGUCUAGGACGACACCUUUGCGCUGUUUUAUCUUACCUUGCUAUUUUAUAUCGAGUCUUACUUUCUAGUCUUAGUAUCUAGAAGGUUCUUUCUUGUGGCACACUUGUUUUAUUAGUACGACGUUAUGGGCGCAAAAUGACCUUAGCAGUCGGCGCGCCCUAAAGCCCCAAUCAACAAACAAGAGAACGUCAUCCUCCCCCGCCCUGUCUACUCCAUCAGCCAAUCGGUCGGGCGCUUUCCCGACUGGCCUUAUCAGUUUAAAGGCUGCUGCUGAAGUGGCUGAUGACCCGGCACCAUCUCGCACGUAAUGGGGUCCAGGACAGUUGUAACAGGCGACCGGUCCCCUCGGAGCGCCUCCCAGAGACGCGGCGGGACUUGUCCCUGGUGUCCCGGAGCCGCAGAUCGAAGUAUGGGAUACUGGGGUAGCCGAGUCGGGAAAAGUAUUUCGCCUAGUUCUUUCUCCCUUCCGCGCCGUAUUCGCCACUUCUUUCUCCCUUCCGCGCCGUGAUUCGCCAGAGAAUUCGCGACGGUGACGGGGUGACGUCGUGUCUGUGAGAACUGUGGCUGCGACUGCUGCCGGGCCCAUCCCCGCUGGAAGCGACAUUGCUCUUCCGAGGACUCGCGCUGCUCCUAAUUCCGGCAUAACCCGGUCGUAACCGCCUCGACAUGAAGUCUGACCGGUUCUUGACUGACACGUGUGUUCUUUGCCGGUACUGCGGCCGCGACUGCGGCAGGCGGCGCUUGGGACUGCUGAAGACUCCGCGGAACCACCGAGGACUGAGGAGAGCGUAGCCGAGGGACACCGAAAACAGCCUAGGAGUUGGGACCGACAGACGACACCUGAACUGCUGAGCACUACCCGGGGAGCCAUGCUGCUGCUAGUGGAGGCGUUCUUCGCGGGCUCUCACCGGCAGCUGAUCACCACACUGAUGGACGGUCUACGGCUCGAUGAGACCAACUGUCGGCUGGUGACCAUGUCGGGUCGGAAGUGGCACUGGCGCGCGCGGACCUCGGCGCUGCACCUGGCCCAGCAUAUCCCCCGCGAGACGUACAGCGUACUGUUCACCUCGUCGGUGACUCCUCUGGCCGAGCUCUGCGGCCUCCGACCGGACCUGGCCGCCGUGCGAAAGGUGCUCUACUUCCACGAGAACCAGCUAGUGUAUCCGGUGAGGAAGGCAGCCGACACCGACUUCCAGUACGGCUACAACCAGAUCACUGGCUGCCUGGUCGCCGACGAGGUGGUGUUCAACUCUCGGUACAACAUGGAGUCGUUCCUCAACAACAUAGACCACUUCAUGAAGACCCAGCCGGACUACCGUCCCAGGGGACUGGCUGAACAGAUACGGGUGAAGUGCCGGGUGCUGUACUUCCCGCUGUGUGUUCCGGAGACUGUCCUGGCGCUGCGGGAAGAACGGUCCGAGACAGACCAGGACCGGGAGAGCGGCGGAGACCGGGACCGGGACCAGGACCAGGAGAGCACCGAGGACCGGGACGGGGACCAGGAGAGUGCUGAAGACCAGAACCACAGCUCAGAGUCGGAGCGCCCGCUCCACAUUCUGUGGCCGCACAGAUGGGAGCAUGACAAGAACCCGUCGCUGUUUUUCGACACGCUGACGCGGCUACACGAUGAGGGGGUGCCGUUUCGCUUGUCGGUGCUGGGAGAGCGGUGUCGGGAGGUACCGGACGUGUUCGAGCGAGCACGGACCCAGCUGGAGGACCAUAUCGAGCACUGGGGUUACCUGCCGUCCAGGGAGGACUACUGGCGCGUGCUGGGAGCGGCUGACGUGGUCGUCUCCACGGCCGAUCACGAGUUCUUCGGCGUCGCCGUCCUGGAGGCGGUGUGGUGCGGCUGUCUGCCACUCUGCGCGGACCGGCUCGUCUACCCGGAGUGGUUCGAGCGGCCGCUGCUGUUCCGCACCCCGGCCCAGCUGCUGAAGCGGCUGAGACGGCUGUGCCGGCGGCCGGGGGCGGCUCGCGCCGAGCGGCGCAGACUCCGACCGGACCUGGAGCGGUUCGGGUGGCCGGCGCUGAGAGAGCCGUACCGUGAACUGCUCGGCCUGCCGCCCGAACGGGACGGGGAAGAGGACCGUGAGGGAGACGGGCACGGGGAAUGUGAGGGUGGCAGUCACAGUGGUGGAAACAUAGGAGGAGACAGGGACAGUGACAGAGAUGUGGACAGAGAAUCAGGCGAAGGAACUGGCGGUAAUGGAGACGGUUGUGAAUGUGAUGUUGAUAAGGAGUUAGGUAGAUAACCACUUGUGAAUUGUGGGGAGACCGACGCGUCAAGUGCGCGCGAACUGUCGGAUCGUGACCUGCGGCGAGAUAGCGGUGUGAGAUGAAUAUGUCGUUUUUCUCACAGACAAUGACAAUACAAAAACAAUGUAAUAAGACCAGACGUUUCGACAACAAAGUGCCUUCGUCAGUGGAAAACAAG
Molecule: messenger RNA, 2548 nt
Organism: Amphibalanus amphitrite
Lineage: Eukaryota; Metazoa; Arthropoda; Thecostraca; Balanomorpha; Balanidae
Product: glycosyltransferase-like domain-containing protein 1
Exons: 8
Coding region: 984-2366 (460 amino acids)
Molecular function (GO): glycosyltransferase activity
Source: RefSeq, a predicted model, not a curated record